Molecule: messenger RNA, 1060 nt
Organism: Sesamum indicum (sesame)
Lineage: Eukaryota; Viridiplantae; Streptophyta; Magnoliopsida; Lamiales; Pedaliaceae
Product: aquaporin SIP1-2
Biological process (GO): transmembrane transport
Cellular component (GO): membrane
Molecular function (GO): water channel activity
Source: RefSeq, a predicted model, not a curated record
GACAGAAACUCAUAAUACAUUUAGAGUGGCAGUAAUUAUUCCAAUUCAAUUGGUAAUCUCUACUCCUAAACCUUAUCUGAUCAGCUUUGCUUUUAGAGAAACAAAUUCUAACAAGAUUUAGGCUUAGCAGUAGCAGUAGCAGCGGUGUGAUAAAUAUUUGAUUGGUUGGUUCAUGGUUGGUCCUGGUAGGAGAGUAAGAAUCUGAUGGCGAUGAAGGCGGCUAUCAAGUCCGCGAUAGCCGACGGUGUGCUGACCUUCAUGUGGGUUUUCUGUGCAUCCUCCCUGGGGCCUCUCACGUACGUCGCUUCUUCUGCUCUGGGUUUGCCCCGCGGCCUCCCCACUCUUCUCAUCACCACGAUUAUCGUAUUUCUUCUCUUGUUCAUUUUUGGAUUCAUCGGCUAUCUUCUCGGUGGUGCCACCUUCAAUCCCACCGCUAUCGCCGCCUUCUAUGCUGCCGGAGCUGGUGGCGCUGACUCUCUUGUCUCUGCUGCUCUCCGCUUUCCUGCACAGGCAGCUGGUGCAGUGGGUGGUGCGCUUGCAAUUUUGGAGGUAAUGCCAAUGCAGUACAAACACAUGCUUGGGGGUCCUUCUUUAAAGGUUGACGUGCAAACUGGAGCAAUUGCUGAGGGGGUUCUGACUUUCAUAAUCACUUUUGCCGUCCUCCUCAUUGUGCUUAGGGGUCCUAGCAAUCCACUUGUCAAGAACUGGUUGCUUGCCAUGUCAACUGUCACAUUAGUAGUUGCAGGUUCCAGUUACACAGGACCUUCCAUGAAUCCUGCCAACGCAUUUGGUUGGGCAUACAUAAACAAUAAGCAUAAUACGUGGGAGCAGUUAUAUGUAUACUGGAUCUGUCCCUUCAUUGGAGCAAUUGUGGCUGCAUGGGUUUUCCGUUUUCUAUUUCCUCCCCCAACAAAGCAGAAGAAAUCCUGAAAGGCACAUGACUAACUUAAGCUUUGUGGAUAUUAGUGGAUCCUGAACUUGUAUUUUCACCUUGUACUUGAAUUCUAUUCUUCCAACUCAAACUGCAAAAUAGAUAUAUAUUUCGGUUCAGUGGAAUAUC